Molecule: messenger RNA, 2458 nt
Organism: Dermacentor silvarum
Lineage: Eukaryota; Metazoa; Arthropoda; Arachnida; Ixodida; Ixodidae
Product: elongation of very long chain fatty acids protein 7
Exons: 1
Coding region: 1-801 (266 amino acids)
Biological process (GO): fatty acid elongation, polyunsaturated fatty acid; fatty acid elongation, saturated fatty acid; fatty acid elongation, monounsaturated fatty acid
Cellular component (GO): endoplasmic reticulum membrane
Molecular function (GO): fatty acid elongase activity
Source: RefSeq, a predicted model, not a curated record
AUGAAUGCGUCCUCAUCGCCGUUCCGUACCCUGCACGAGCACUAUGUCCUACUGGCUGAUCCGCGUACACGGGCGUGGUUCUUUAUGGGCAGUCCGCUACCCGUGAUGGCGUUCAUCUGCUUCUAUCUGCUUUUUGCCACGCGUCUUGGGCCCUGGAUCAUGAGGGAUCGUAAGCCUUUUGAAGUGCGCAACUUGGUUGUCUCUUACAAUGUCGUCAUGGUAGGACUCAGCGCCUACUUCAUCUACUUCAGUCUCUCGUACGCCUCCAUGCGAAAGCCCGGGCAAAGCAUCUUCUGCUGGGCCACGGACUCUCGGCCGACGGAGGACAACAUGUUCUUCUUGACUCGCGCCUGGUACUACAUGCUCAUGAAGGCCGGCGAGAUGGUGGACACGCUAUUUUUCGUGCUGCGCAAGAAGACGACCCACCUGAGCUUCCUGCAUCUCCUGCACCAUUCCCUCGCGCUGUGGUCAGUGUGGCUGGUGCUGACGCUGGGCAUGACGGGCCACGUGUUCUCGUUCCCGCUCCUCAACUCUGCUGUGCACGUUGUGAUGUACGGUUACUACGCUCUCGCCGCGCUUGGACCAGCGCUGCGACCGAACCUCUGGUGGAAGAAGUAUGUCACCCUGUUCCAGAUUUUUCAGUUCGUGGUUCUCUCCCUGCACGCACUAAUACCCGUGCUUCUGGACUGCGGCAUAUCCAGGAUACUUGCCCUGACCGGUGCACUAGAAGGACUACUUUUCGCGUCUCUCUUUUCGGACUUUUAUAUUAACGCAUAUGUUCGCAAGAGUGCAUUGAAAUGAUGUUUAUACCUUAUAGUGCUUCAAUGACACCGGCAUUUCCAAUAAUGUUCUUUACCUGACCAUUUGAAAACAUAUUGAUACAAUACUGGCAGAAAUUUAGGGGCUAAAAAAAGCGCGCUUCAGUUUAGGACCCGUAUUCACGAAAAUGGUUUACGUAAGAAUUGUUCGUAACAGUGAAUUUCAGUCAAACCUGAUGCGGCUUAUGUCACUAACGAAGGCGACCAUCAAUGGCACAGAACACUUACGAACGAAAUGCUUUAUGAAUUCGGCCUCAGAAGUGCACGUAGGUACGGGGUACUUUCUUAUGAGAGUGUAAUGUUUUCCAAUGUCAAUGCGGAACGCUUUCACACUGAAUAAUCGUGCACAAUGACUACUAAGAUACGUUAGGAUUCGCCAUUCGAAUACUCCUUGUGAUCUCUUGUUCGUUUAUUUAAGAACGGUCUUUUUUUUGUGAGUGCCCGAGCGUCGACUGUGUAUUCCUGCGAAUCAAUGUCCCAUUCGGUUUAGCUGAACUGAGUUCAAAAGAGGAGGUAUCAACACGAACACGAGACUACAUGUACGAACACGAGACUACGUGCGACUUCCAAUGACGCACUUUUGAAUGAACGACCGUGUCCUCUUGUGAGCACCAUUUCUUGAGUCAUAUACCCCUAUUUGCACACAAUAUUAAGAUGUCUGGUCCGAUCGCCAAGUUAGCGACUGAAGUUGGUCUCAUCCUUUUGCCUCAACAUGUCACAACAACGCAUGCCUCAACAGAUGUCAAUGGCUUACCCUCGCAACAAAUCGUAAAAGUAACCGCGCCUAGUCGUACGUCUGAUAUAACAGUGUAUUUAUUUUAUAUAUAUGAGCAUCUAAUUUGGUCCUGUAGGUCCUCCACACUAUAGGAUGGCUCUAGUAACCAUGGUAGUGACGCUUGUGGCCAUAAACAUUCAUGUCCUGUAUUUUGUUGACGCUAGUAAAUACUUUAUGACGCUGUAUUGCAAAACAAUUACGGUUUUACUUAGGUAUUGUACUGUAGCUAGAGUGGACGUGUUGUACUCACUUCAUCUGUUUCCGAAGACAGGUGGCCAUAUAAAAAAGGGGAUUUUUCAGCAGUGAACUUACCUUGUCCUAUGACAGUGAAGCGCACUCCGGACUUUCGCGUGCCAGCCACUAUUUUAGUUGCUCAAUAUCGUGCAUUACUGUAGUUCCAUGCAUUAAUAGCGAUUGAACCUCUUAAAAUUUUGUAAGGUUUAUAUACUGCAAAGCAGAACCCUGCGUUUGCGCACCUACGAGCCGAAGCAGUUGCGUGAAUAUUAUCCUUAGCAUGCAAGAUUACUAAAUCAAAACAGAAUUUCGGGCAUAAUACGGCGUAGAAACGACAAUUAAUGAACAAAUUCUGCCAGGCACUACUUCAUUUGACCGGGACGUGAUACGAAGCAUUGUUGUUUGAUUAGAAGGGUUCUGGCGGAAUAUUGUUGAUUUUCUGGCACGAAACGGUGAACGCAGUUGUAACAUAUGUGUGUGAACUGGUGGUGUGUGUAGCGGCAAUCACACAUUGGUUGUUGUUGAUGAAAUGUUUUAUUAGAUUGAUGGUGUUAGAGAUGUUUAUGUACUUUCGGUUACAUUAUGGCAUAUGUUCAAUACUUUGACUAUAAAUUAUUAAAUUUCCAUUCGU